UGAAAAUUGGUAAAGGUUCUUAAUUGUAUAUUUUUAUUUGUAGAAUUAAUUAUCUGUGGUAUUUUUAUACAUUACUCGUUUUCUAUGUAAAAGUUAUAGUAAAUAGUCUUUAUACAAAAAUGACAAAAGUACAUUCAAGUUCCAGAAAAAAACCAGUAACACAUGUCAUUAACUUCUGAAGAGCAAGAGAUUCGCUGUGUGCAACAUUGGUUUCAAAAUUGGACACCACCUCAAAGAGCAGAGUUCCUUAAUCUACUGAUAGACAAAUAUUCUCCUGAUACUUUAGAUUUAGGAAGAAAUUUUGAAUUGCUACAAAUUUCAAGCAACUGUCCAUCUGUUUUUGAAUGCCAGUUGAAACAAUUUUCCCUGUGGUUUGAUGAAUGGUCUUUAAAAGCUAUUUGAAGAUAAAUUUGCUCAUUAAUUCUUAAAAUGGAGUUAAUCGGAGAGUAUGAUUUAGGAAAGAUCAGUUCCGAUCUACGGAAGAUCGUGAAACAAUGUAAUAAAAGAGGACUGAGGAACACUGUAAGUUGGGCAGCUGAAUUAUAUCUUUCUCUUAGCGACUUGGUGGAUUCAGAGCCAGAAGAAAUGGAUGAAACGCCAUCAAUGGAUAAGAAAGAAUUCGCUUAUUAUUCUUUAGCUAAAUCUUACUUUGAUUGUCAAGAGUAUGACAGAGCCGCAUAUUUUGCUCAGUCUUGUCAGUCUCCAGUUGCUAGAUUUUUACACUAUUACUCCGUUUACUCAUCGGGAGAGAAGAAGAGACUGGAUGACAUUGCCGAAGUGUCCCCACCCAACGAUAAGUGUAAAAACACCGUCCUCAAAUCUCUAAGGCUUCAGCUUCAAAAAGCACAUCUGGCGGGUACUCUGGACGGUUACUGUCUGUAUUUGUAUGGUGUUGUUUUAAAAAAACUGCAACUCGAGAAGCUUGCCCUUGAAAUUCUGUGCGAAGCCAUUCAAAGUGAACCACUCUACUGGGGUUCAUGGUUGGAACUUGCCACUCUUGUAUCUGACAGAGAAAUGCUUAAUGAUUUGGUAUUGCCAAAUUGUUGGAUGAAAGACUUUUUCCUAGCUCACACUUACUUAGAAAUUCAAAUGAAUGAAUCGGCUUUGGAGAUUUAUAAUAAACUCAUGGAUCAAGGAUUUUCAAAGAGCACCUAUGUCAUGGCGCAAAUUGCCAUUGCUUACCAUAAUAUGAGAGAUUUGGAAAAAGCUAUUAGUGGCUUCCAGGAUAUUCUUAAGGUUGAUCCCUACAGGCUGGACAAUAUGGACAUCUAUUCUAAUUUACUCUAUGUAAAAGAAAUGAGGGUAGAAUUAAGUAAUUUAGCUCAUAAUUCCUGUGACAUUGAUAAAUACAGAUUUGAAACGUGUUGUGUGAUUGGUAAUUUCUACAGUUUACGAACUCAGCACGAAAAAGCUGUUUUGUAUUUCCAAAGAGCACUGAAAUUGAAUCCUAAUUACUUAUCAGCGUGGACUUUAAUGGGACACGAAUAUAUGGAAAUGAAAAAUACUAGCUUUGCUAUACAAGCAUAUAGGCAAGCCAUUGAGGUUAAUAAGAGGGAUUAUCGUGCUUGGUAUGGAUUGGGCCAAACAUAUGAAAUCCUGAAAAUGCCAUGUUAUUGUCUUUAUUAUUAUAAACAAGCUCAACAGUUAAGACCAUAUGAUUCACGUAUGCUGGUAGCAUUGGGUGAGGCUUAUGAGAAGUUAGAUAAACUAAAAGAAGCCAAAAAAUGUUUUUGGAAAGCCCAUGCCGUUGGUGAUGUUGAAGGAAUGGCUUUAAUUAAACUUGCCAGGAUGUAUGAAAAACUGAAUGAAGAAAAACAGUCAGCUGCUGCAUAUACUGAUUAUAUUCGAGAUGCCGAAGCUAGAAAUGCAACUGAUAGGGAUGAAUUAUGCCAUGCAUAUUUGUAUUUAGCCAAAUAUUAUUAUGAACAUCUCAAAUUAGAAGAAGCCCAUGAUAAUGCUCAAAAGUGUUUGGAUUAUCCAGAAACGAAAGAAGAUGCUAAAACCCUCCUGAGACAGAUUGCUGCUCGAAGAAUGCAAACUGAAGAUAACCGAAAUAACUCCAAUCAGUUUCGAAAUCAGAACGCCACAACACCUGCUACUGGGCAUUUGUCACCAAUGAACUUAACCUUCACACCAUAAUAAAUAUGUUAAUGCCAUUUUACAAUUGGACAGUUGUUAGUAUGUAACUUGUUUUUUCAAUCAAAGUGUAUGGUCUUUUCACAUUAAUGUCAUUGAUCUAUUUCAAAAUUUACAUAUUUCUAUUAAUGGAAUGAAUUAUAGUUUUUACUAAAUAUGAUUGACAACUCAGUAUAAUGCCAUUGUUUAUUUUCUUAAAAAAAUGUAACAAGUUUUCUAUUAUGAAAUAGCAUUUUGUUAGAAGUUUUAUUUUUCAUUAUAAUUCAUUUAUUCAAAGAUAAUUAUAUUAUGACUAUUUUACUUGAUAAUACAUAGAAAACUACUGUGGUUUGGUGAAUGAUUGUGUAGUCAUUCUGAUGAAUAACUGUUUCUAUACUGUCAGGGCUUAGAAAUAACUGAAAAAAAUUAAAUAACUUUAUCUUAAAUAUAUAGUUUCACUAUCUGGAAUAAUGAUUUAUUUAAAACCAAAUGUAUCACAUUUGUUUAAAAUAUUUUAAAUGCAUUAUUCAAGUCUAUUUUAAUUGUGUAUGAAUACACUUUUCUCCCUGUAAUGUAAAUUUAAGUUGUAAAAGCUACCUAUUUAUAUUUGUUAUGGUAAAUCUAAUAAAAUUGUGAAUGUAUAAUUACUGGAUUAAUUCCAUUUACCAUAACAUUUCUACUUUUAAAAUCAAAAAAAAAAAAAAAAAAACUUUAUACAACUCACUUCCUCUUAUCCCAUUAAUAUUAUUUUUUCUAUUUUAUUAAUUUUCUGUUUGAUUUUAAUUUGAAUUCUUUAAAAAAAUUAAGAGAAAUUACAUUUUGAAAAAUGUUGUAGCUAAAAUAACUUGCAUGUAUAUUAUGAAAAUGAAAUGAACAUGUUAAAAUUUAGGCUUAAAAUUAAAAUCUAUAUAAUAUUUGUCAGCAGUGUUGAUCAAAUUUCUAUAACUUGGAACCAAGGUUUAAGAUUGCAAUAAAAAUGGAUUUCGUUUGAUUAUAAUAAAAAAGUUAAUUUGACUAUGGUAUUGCAUAUUUUAUUUGGCCAAAUUAAGUUUUUAAAUUUUUUUGUAGAUGUUUAUUCUGAAACUUAGAAAUUAAUAUGAUAGAAAUAAAAGUUAUAGUAAUAUUCAAGACAACAUUCCAUUUAUGGAAGUACUGAAAUAUAUCAUUUUGCAAAGAAUUUUAUGUUUGUAAAAUCAUUUUGUGUACAAUUAUUGAAGGAACUUUUAUUGUAUUGUUCAAUUUUUUGUAAUAAAAUUUGUGCCAUUCCCUGAAAUAAAGUAAUAUUGGUUCAA
Molecule: messenger RNA, 3407 nt
Organism: Argiope bruennichi
Lineage: Eukaryota; Metazoa; Arthropoda; Arachnida; Araneae; Araneidae
Gene: Cdc23
Product: cell division cycle protein 23 homolog
Exons: 3
Coding region: 430-2139 (569 amino acids)
Biological process (GO): cell division
Cellular component (GO): anaphase-promoting complex
Molecular function (GO): protein binding
Source: RefSeq, a predicted model, not a curated record